UGAGGCAGUUAUUUUAACCGUCCCAGUAAAAAAGAUCCGUUUGGGGUAUUGUGUGGGACUCUCGCUCCCUUUUCUGCUCCCCUUCUUUGAGGGGGGCCAAGCCCCCCCUCGCAGCUCUUCUUGAUAGACUUUAUCGCAGACCCUUGUGGUUUGGAAAAGGCAGAAUGACCGAUACUCGGAGGAGAGUGAAGGUUUAUACACUAAAUGAAGACAGACAAUGGGAUGAUCGGGGCACUGGACAUGUGUCCUCUGGCUAUGUGGAAAGGCUGAAGGGCAUGUCCCUGCUUGUCAGGGCAGAAAGUGAUGGUUCUCUACUUUUGGAGUCCAAAAUCAACCCUAAUACUGCAUAUCAGAAGCAACAGGACACGCUGAUUGUGUGGUCUGAAGCGGAGAACUAUGACCUGGCUCUUAGCUUUCAAGAAAAGGCUGGUUGUGAUGAAAUAUGGGAAAAAAUAUGUCAGGUCCAGGGAAAAGACCCUUCAGUGGACAUUACUCAGGAUCUUGUGGAUGAAUCUGAAGAGGAACGUUUUGAUGAUAUGUCAUCUCCAGGUCUAGAGUUACCAUCCUGUGAAUUAAAUCGAUUAGAAGAGAUUGCAGAACUUGUGGCAUCUUCACUGCCUUCCCCAUUGCGGCGUGAAAAACUUGCUUUAGCACUUGAAAAUGAGGGCUACAUAAAAAAACUCUUAGAAAUUUUUCAUGUGUGUGAGGACUUGGAAAAUACUGAAGGACUACACCAUUUGUAUGAAAUUAUUAAGGGAAUCUUCCUCUUGAAUAGAACUGCACUUUUUGAAGUCAUGUUUUCUGAAGAAUGUAUAAUGGAUGUAAUUGGAUGUCUAGAAUAUGAUCCUUCUUUAUCACAGUCACGGAAACACAGGGAAUUUCUGACAAAAACUGCAAAAUUUAAAGAAGUUAUUCCAAUAUCUGACCCGGAGCUGAAACAAAAAAUACAUCAGACAUACAGAGUACAGUAUAUUCAAGAUAUGGUUCUACCUACUCCUUCAGUAUUUGAGGAAAACAUGUUGUCUACUCUUCAUUCAUUCAUAUUUUUUAAUAAAGUAGAAAUAGUUGGUAUGUUACAGGAAGAUGAAAAAUUCUUGACAGACCUAUUUGCACAACUUACAGAUGAAGCCACAGAUGAAGAGAAAAGACAAGAAUUGGUAAAUUUCCUUAAAGAGUUUUGUGCAUUUUCUCAAACAUUACAACCUCAAAACCGUGAUGCUUUUUUCAAAACAUUGUCAAAUAUGGGCAUACUUCCAGCACUAGAAGUCAUACUAGGCAUGGAUGAUGCCCAAGUACGCAGUGCGGCUACUGAUAUAUUCUCAUAUUUAGUUGAAUAUAACCCAUCUAUGGUACGAGAAUUUGUUAUGCAAGAAGCUCAGCAGAAUGAUGAUGACAUCUUGCUCAUUAACCUCAUCAUAGAACACAUGAUAUGUGAUACAGAUCCAGAACUUGGAGGAGCAGUCCAGUUGAUGGGCCUGUUGCGUACUUUAGUGGAUCCAGAAAACAUGCUAGCUACUGCAAAUAAAACAGAAAAGACAGAAUUCUUGGGAUUCUUUUAUAAACAUUGUAUGCAUGUUCUCACUGCACCAUUACUGGCCAAUACUACAGAGGAAAAGCCUAGCAAAGAUGACUUUCAGACUGCUCAGUUAUUGGCCUUGAUAUUAGAGUUAUUAACUUUCUGUGUAGAACAUCAUACAUACCAUAUAAAGAACUACAUAAUUAACAAGGAUAUUCUUCGAAGAGUACUAGUUCUAAUGGCCUCAAAGCAUGCAUUCUUGGCACUAUGUGCCCUACGUUUUAAAAGAAAGAUAAUUGGAUUGAAGGAUGAAUUUUACAAUCGCUAUAUAAUGAAAAGUUUUUUGUUUGAACCAGUGGUCAAAGCAUUUCUCAACAAUGGAUCCCGCUAUAAUCUAAUGAAUUCUGCUAUUAUAGAAAUGUUUGAAUUUAUUAGGGUGGAAGACAUAAAAUCCUUAACAGCUCAUGUAAUUGAGAAUUAUUGGAAGGCACUAGAAGAUGUAGAUUAUGUACAGACUUUCAAAGGUUUGAAAUUACGUUAUGAGCAACAAAGGGAAAGACAAGAUAAUCCCAAACUUGACAGCAUGCGAUCCAUCUUAAGAAACCAUAGAUACAGAAGGGAUGCAAGGACCUUGGAGGAUGAGGAAGAAAUGUGGUUUAACACUGAUGAAGAUGAUAUGGAAGAUGGGGAGGUAGUAGUGCCACCCGCUGAUAAAAGUAAAAAUGAUGAAGAUAUUAUGGAUCCUAUAAGUAAAUUUAUGGAAAGAAAAAAAUUUAAAGAAAGCGAAGAAAAGGAGGUCCUUCUGAAAACUAACAUUUCUGGUCGCCAGAGUCCAAGUUUUAAACUUUCCUUCUCAAGUGGUACAAAGACUAACCUCACCAGCCAAUCAUCAGCAAGUAAUUUGCCUGGGUCUCCUGGAUCUCCAGGAUCUCCUGGGUCACCAGGAUCUCCUGGAUCAGUUUCUAAAAGCACAUCUCAGAUGGCAGCUAUAACUACAAAGAGAGGACUAGUUGGGCUUGUAGACUAUCCUGAUGAUGAUGAGGAAGAGGAUGAAGAAAAUCUACCUUUGACACAGAAAGCAAAGCUAGAGUCUUCAUAAUGACAAGUAUGAAGACCAGUAUGGAUUAUGAUACAAACUAGGUUUCCGGGUUUCCAGAGUGGGAAGUCCGUGUUAUAAAAAUAAAAAUUACUGUGUAUAACACAGAUCAACUUUAAAACAGAUUUCUGCUAAUCAGUGCCAAUUUGGCGGAGCAGAAGAGGAAAUACUACGCUUUAUGGAAAAACAUGCCUUUGACCUCUCCAGCUUGGACCACACGUUGCCCUUUUCUCAGGGAAGGAAAUGGAAAAUACAACGCCAACAGGGCAGGAGUUUUGAUGGUGGAAUUCUGGAUUGGCUGUUCAGUUGUUACAAUCAAAUUAUGAUUUCUUGGACCAUGUACGAGAUUUUGAAGAAAAGGCUUUUCUGCCAUAAUUCUUCAUUAGCUAAGAAUGCCAGCAGUUUCUUUAUAUAAAGAGACCUGCCUUUAAAACCACACAUUCUGAACAUUUUAGUCAAACUACAACAGAUUUUAAAAAAACUCUUUCGGGGAGGGCUCAACAUGUUUCCUCUUUUUUUUAAUCUGUUCCCUUUUGCCCUUUAAACUGCAGAUUUUUGUUUGGAGAUGAGGGAUAUAUCUGUCCCUUAAUUAAAAGAUUGAAUGGAAUUCUAGAUGUCACUUUUAUGUCAUAAUUUUAUUUUUAUUUUGCCCCGAGUGUAUGCUUGGUUGUUGAGUAUAUAUUUGGGACCAUUAAAAUUUUUUGAUGUAAUAU
Molecule: messenger RNA, 3325 nt
Organism: Protobothrops mucrosquamatus (brown spotted pit viper)
Lineage: Eukaryota; Metazoa; Chordata; Lepidosauria; Squamata; Viperidae
Gene: PPP4R3A
Product: protein phosphatase 4 regulatory subunit 3A
Exons: 15
Coding region: 165-2615 (816 amino acids)
Biological process (GO): DNA damage response; protein dephosphorylation
Cellular component (GO): nucleoplasm; protein phosphatase 4 complex
Molecular function (GO): protein phosphatase activator activity
Source: RefSeq, a predicted model, not a curated record